AUGUCAAGCGACGAUAUCAUGAUAAAAAGGCGCCGUGUUGCAAGAGCAUGCGAUACCUGUCGAAGAAAAAAAGUCAGAUGCGAUGGGGUACAACCUGGAUCCGAUCCACCCUCAUGUACUAAUUUGUGCAUCGACCUCGAAUCAAGAUGGAUUGCAACACCCUAUUCGUUCAUCGACGCACCCAAAAAACGUGGUCCACCCAAAGGCUACAUCGAAGCACUCGAAACCCGUUUAAAACGUAUGGAAUCGAUACUCGGCGGCCUAGUACAAUCGGGCGAACUUCCCGAAGGUUCCGUCUCGUCCAGUACCCUCGAAUGGAUCAACGUUAGCGAACAAAAUUUCGCAUCGGGAACCUCGGUUCGAAGAGAAGGUGAAAGUGGUGGCGGUGGAACAUCACCCCACCAAUUCCUCGGCUCGUCGCGAACGAGUAAUGCAUCCGAAAGCAUAUUGUAUAAAUCAAAUCAUUCAAGCGAUAGCGAAGAAAAUCGUUCUUCGGGCUCGAGAGAGGAUGAAUCAACUAGUUACGAUCUUAACGACUCGAUGGGUCAACUGGCCAUUGAUGAAAAUGGCGAAACGAGAUACUUGGGCAAUAGCUCUGGCAUAUUUCUUUUAAGGAUUACCAAGAAUAUAGCCGAUGGUCAGUUGCUUAACGUAUCGAGAAGCGAUUGGCACGUACACGAGCCUGAGGAAAUAAAGAACAAACGACCAAUCGAAAUCGCUUUACCUUCGCGGGAAUUAUGCGAUGAAUUGGUCGAUACAUAUUUCCAAGAAAUUCAUCCAUGCAUUCCAUUCAUCGAUAAGACUGACUUUAUGGAAAAGUACAAGGAUUUGGAGAACAACCCUCAGGUUCUAGGUUUAUUGUUUGCUAUAAUGUCAGUUGCGGCUCGACAGAUCGAUCGACCGUCUGUCAGACUGCAUCCCGACGAACCAUCUACAGCAGGAGAUCAAUUUUUUUACAGAGCAAAAGAGCUCCUCGCGGACGACUUUGACGAAUCAAACAUAAUUACCUUGCAAGCACUUUUAGUCAUGGCCAUGAACCAACAAGGAAAAAAGAACUCUCGUUGCUGGCUAUAUACCGGCAUGGCUAUUAGAAUGGCUCAAGAUAUGGGAUUACACAGGGAUUCUUCAAAGUGGAAUUUAGAUGCUAGGCAAGCGGAAAUUAGAAAAAGAUUAUGGUGGGCCUGUUUCAUGAGUGAUCGCAUCGUAUCGGCUGGAUUAGGUCGGCCUGUAGUAAUUCAAGAACAAGACUUUGACGCACCUCUACCCAUUGCCGGCGCACUCGCCGAAGACGAUCCGGCCGUGAUCGAAACAUGGGUAAAAACCAUACAACUCACAGCAAUCCUUGGCCGUGUAAUUCAACACGUCUAUUGUAUAAAAUCAAAGCCCAUCUCGUCACCAAAUUGCGAGUCGAUUCUUGCCGAGUUGGACAGAGAAUUAAACGAGUGGCUAGACUCGUUACCGGAAUACUUGAGAUACGAACCGUCCAUGUCAUUUGUGGACCCCAAGAAUCAGAAGCGGGCAUUUUUCCAUUUACUAUUUUAUACCAUUCAGAUUUUGUUACAUCGACCGCAUAUCAAGGGACCACGAUCAAAGGGACCACCGAGUUCUAUCCCAUCUUUGACGAUAUGUACCAGGGCCGCCAAUAACAUUACGCAUAUUUCAUAUAGAACGAUGAAGGAGGGUGGUUUGAAAGUUAACUGGACACAUAAUCUGUAUUUCUUCUUUACGGCUACGGUUAUGCACGUAAUUAAUGCGUUGAGUGGCGAUGAGCGAUUUAGAGAAGUUGCAAAGCAAGGUUUGCGCAUGUCGCUCAAGUGUCUCGAGACAUUAGGGCCAUUCUGGUGUACUGCAGGCAAGUGCGUACUCAUGAUACGUGAUCUUCUCAAACGACGAGGAAUCGACCUUGACGGCCACGACGGAAAAGCCUAUACACCGAGCGAGUCUAUGAGACCAUCAAGCCUUUGCACAAUGAGCAGUCGUCCUUACGAACCACCGGCAUCUAAUCGUACAAUUACAUUUGCUCCAUCACAAUCUGCUCAAUUACAAUCAGCUCAACCGCCGCCUACGCCCACCGUCCCGUCGUCAACAGCCGAUUUCGACAUGGCUCAACAGAUGGUGGCAGAAAUUAGCAGUAAUGCCAACUAUUCUCCAUCGUCGGCUUCGUCGGGAUCGCCGAAUUUUGUAAAUUUCGGUGAAUUUUUAUCAAGCGAUACUUCUGAUGUAUUCUUUCCGCCAAACGCAGAUGCAUUUGCUGUGGACGUGUCGAGCUUUAUUUUCGAUGAAGAGGACCCAAUGGGAAAUGGGAAUCCUUUCUGGACCAUUCCGUCUUCGUAUGAUCUUAAUGAUUGGUCGGAAUAUAUUAGAGGAGUCACAGGGUUGGGAUUGGGAAGCGAUGUUACAAGUGCUACUGUUGGAGAAACAAAUGUUGGCGCUGCAGUAAGUGUUGGAGAGUGCAAGGAGGAGAUUGUAAAAGACAAAUGGAACAAAUGGUUUUGA
Molecule: messenger RNA, 2496 nt
Organism: Paraglomus brasilianum
Lineage: Eukaryota; Fungi; Glomeromycota; Glomeromycetes; Paraglomerales; Paraglomeraceae
Source: the annotation of a GenBank genome assembly